UUAUAUUAAUUAAAUAUCAUUUUUUGUAAUCACUGUGUUCUUUCCUUUUGUUCUUCUCACAUAGAGAGGCCAGUGCAUGUGUUCCGGGACAUGAUGGAUGUCAAAGCUGCCCCGGGUGAGGAUGCUGAGCUGAACUGUGAGAUCACCAAGCCUGAGGCCUUCAUCCGCUGGCUGAAGAACGGCCAUCAGAUCAGGCACGGCCCCCCGAAGUACCAAAUCAGUGUGGAGGAGCACCUUGUACGGCUGGUGGUCAAGAACGUCUGCAGCAGGGACUCUGGAGAGUACUGUUGUGAGGCGGACGGCAUCGCCACCCGGGCCAAGCUGGAGGUCAGAGAGCUGCAGCACGCAUUUGCGCGCGAGCUAAGAGACACCCGGGCCAACGAGAAGGGCCAGGUGGUGCUGGAGUGCGAGACGAGGCUGCCCGCUAAGCGGGUGACCUGGCUGAAGGGCAUGGCAGAGCUCCAGCCGGGAAGGAAAGAGGAGCGACUCGGAUGUGUACACCUGUGA
Messenger RNA from Esox lucius (northern pike), 507 nucleotides. Its product is annotated as obscurin-like. The transcript has 3 exons. Bases 91 to 507 code for a protein of 138 amino acids. Lineage: Eukaryota; Metazoa; Chordata; Actinopteri; Esociformes; Esocidae. The record is from RefSeq and is a predicted model, not a curated record.